GUGGGGCUGGCGGCCGGCGGCGGGCGGGCGGCUGAGGCACCGGGCCUGGUCCCCCAGCACCAUGGCCAAGACGGUGGCGUAUUUCUACGACCCCGAUGUGGGCAACUUCCACUACGGAGCUGGGCACCCGAUGAAGCCCCAUCGCCUGGCAUUGACUCAUAGCCUAGUCCUGCAUUAUGGUCUCUAUAAGAAGAUGAUCGUCUUUAAACCUUACCAGGCCUCCCAGCAUGACAUGUGUCGCUUCCAUUCGGAGGACUACAUCGACUUCCUGCAGAGGGUCAGCCCCACCAACAUGCAGGGUUUCACCAAGAGCCUGAACGCCUUCAAUGUGGGUGACGACUGUCCAGUGUUUCCCGGGCUCUUCGAGUUCUGUUCCCGUUACACAGGUGCAUCUCUGCAAGGAGCGACACAGCUGAACAACAAGAUCUGUGAUAUUGCCAUCAACUGGGCUGGUGGUCUACACCAUGCCAAGAAGUUUGAGGCCUCCGGCUUCUGCUAUGUCAAUGACAUUGUGAUUGGCAUCCUGGAGCUGCUCAAGUACCACCCUCGGGUGCUCUACAUUGAUAUCGAUAUCCACCAUGGUGAUGGGGUUCAGGAAGCCUUCUACCUCACUGACCGGGUCAUGACUGUGUCAUUCCACAAAUAUGGAAAUUACUUCUUUCCUGGAACAGGUGACAUGUAUGAAGUUGGAGCAGAGAGUGGCCGCUACUAUUGUCUCAAUGUGCCCUUACGGGAUGGCAUUGAUGACCAGAGUGUCCUUAAGGAUGAAUGGCCUUCAGAGGGACCACGAACCCCUGGAAUUUGUAUGCAAUAUAGUUACAAGCACCUUUUCCAGCCAGUCAUCAGCCAGGUGGUGGACUUCUACCAACCCACAUGCAUCGUGCUUCAGUGUGGAGCUGACUCCCUGGGCUGUGACCGAUUAGGAUGUUUCAAUCUCAGCAUACGAGGCCAUGGGGAAUGUGUUGAGUAUGUCAAGAGCUUCAAUAUCCCUCUCCUGGUGCUGGGUGGUGGUGGCUACACUGUCCGAAACGUUGCCCGGUGCUGGACAUAUGAGACAUCUCUGCUAGUAGAAGAGGCCAUUAGUGAGGAACUUCCCUAUAGUGAAUACUUCGAGUACUUUGCCCCGGACUUCACGCUUCAUCCAGACGUCAGCACCCGCAUCGAGAAUCAGAACUCACGCCAGUAUCUCGACCAGAUCCGCCAGACAAUCUUUGAAAACUUGAAGAUGCUGAACCAUGCACCUAGUGUCCAGAUUCAUGAUGUCCCCGCAGACCUCCUGACGUAUGACAGGACCGAUGAGGCUGAUGCAGAAGAGAGAGGUCCUGAGGAGAACUACAGCAGGCCAGAGGCACCCAAUGAGUUCUAUGACGGAGACCAUGACAAUGACAAGGAGAGCGAUGUGGAGAUUUAAGAGCAGCACGGAUCUGUGUACCCAGGAAUUCCUUUUCAUCUCUUGGGUGGGAAGGAAAGUUCCCCUCCCCCCCCCCAGUCCUGAAGUGGGUACCUCCAAGGCUUUUACUAACUCUGGUGAAGGGUUUGGAAACCACAUGUGGUUCUAGAAUCAUUUACCCCUUUUCCUCAAACUAUCAUAGCCUGAUAAUGGUCCCCAUUGGGGAUGAGACAGCACAGAUCUCUGAACAUUAUGGAUAAUGAGCUGUAGAGGCUAUUCCCCAGCCCCUCUGGCCCUGUAUUUGUUCCCUCCCUGCUUCCAACUCAGAGGCUUUUAGAGAUGAAAUUUUGACAGUACUAAGAUCACCUCUGAUGUCCUCCUGGGUUCCUCUGCUGCAGUUGUUGCUUCCGUGGUAGGUGAACAGUGAGGGGGAGGAGAGCCUGGCUUUCUGAGACCUUAACUGCAGACAGAGUACAGUGGCAAGUAGGGGAGGCUGUGAAGAUGUCCUGUUCUAACUGCCUUUUUGUCUGUUUUACCAGUUUUUAAUCCAAUAAACCAAUUGGUAUUUUUUUGUACCUUUCUGGGAAUUUUAAUUCUUGUUAGCUACCUAUGUAUGAUGGGAAAGGGAACUAGAGAUGAUGUUGUGUAUAAUAAAAUUGUUAACAUUCAUUCAGCACAUUA
Molecule: messenger RNA, 2071 nt
Organism: Arvicola amphibius (Eurasian water vole)
Lineage: Eukaryota; Metazoa; Chordata; Mammalia; Rodentia; Cricetidae
Gene: Hdac3
Product: histone deacetylase 3
Exons: 16
Coding region: 62-1411 (449 amino acids)
Molecular function (GO): histone deacetylase activity
Source: RefSeq, a predicted model, not a curated record